Capsicum annuum is the source of this 488-nucleotide messenger RNA. Its product is annotated as glycine-rich protein. The coding region runs from base 56 to 301 and encodes 81 amino acids. The record is from RefSeq and is a predicted model, not a curated record. The transcript is spliced from 2 exons. NCBI's taxonomy places the organism in Eukaryota, Viridiplantae, Streptophyta, Magnoliopsida, Solanales, Solanaceae.
UCAAUUUCUCCAUAAAAUAAUUUUCAAGUGUCAUAGAAAAGUUUUGGGGGAAAAAAUGGGUUCUAAGACAUUUAUUUUCCUUGGCCUUUUUCUAGCCAUUUAUGUAAUGAUAAGCUCUGAGAUUGUAGCAAAAGAGUUGACUGAGACUUCAGAAAAGAAUGCAAAGAAAUCCAACAACAAGAAUGAAGUACAUAAAGACCAAUUUGGUGGAUACCCUGGCGGUGGAUACCCUGGUGGUGGAGGAUACUGCCGCAAUGGUUGCUGCCAAGGCAAUAACUAUGAGUGCUACCAAUGCUGUUAAUGUGGAGCAAUAUAUCUUAACUUUUGUACUGGCAAAUAGUAUGUAAUACUAGUAAUUACUACUCUUCUCAUUUUCUUUUUCAGUCAAACACCUUUUAUUAAUUAGGUAUAUAAGUGAUAAAUGAUAAGUCAAGAUCGUGUUGUCAAUCAAAAAUUUUUUGUCUAAUGGAGAAGUUAUACACAUCGAA